Messenger RNA from Rubroshorea leprosula, 812 nucleotides. The record is from the annotation of a GenBank genome assembly. NCBI's taxonomy places the organism in Eukaryota, Viridiplantae, Streptophyta, Magnoliopsida, Malvales, Dipterocarpaceae.
AGUGGGCACGAGUGAAAAGGGUUUGGGAAACGAGAUAUCUGGUACACGCGAAGUGGUGGUGAAGUAAUGGACACGGAAGGAUGUGGGGAUUGGUCAUUGGUGGAGUAGAGGGAAAGUGUGUCAACAACACUGGCAAUGGAAUUGCUGAGCUCAACGCGGAAAAGGGGUCACUUUCUAGAAAAAUGUGACAAAUAACGCGGAAACAGUUGGCUGGUCGUUUCCUUGUUUCCACUGGUCUUAAUUCUUUAAAGUAGCUAAAUAGCUUAACUAAGUUAGAUAAUCGUUCUUUUAGUUUAGCUAAAAUUCAUUGCUGAGAAUCUCGAGUUGUUUUCUCAGGUUUUCUCGAGUCACUUGUUAGCACAUUUGGACAAAUGCGAGAAGAAGUGAGUGUCAUUGACAAAAUCUGUUUCCAUAGACAUUGUUGUUCAAGGAAAUAAUGGAGUUGACAACCUUUAAAGGAUGAAGCAUGGAUUGUCAGCAUAUUUGAGUUCAAGUUCCUGUUGGUUCCAAGAACUGCAGAUAAGGUUUUAUUGUUUUCCCGCUACAAAGUUUUUGGCAACAGGAGGAUGUAUUCUUCUAUCCUUCUACCCUUGAACUUUGAGUAGAUAAAUUAAAUUUGCUUUGUCAAGGAACUUGAUUCUCGUAGUAAUAAGUUAACCAACACCUGAAAGAAAACAUCUCUCCCAUUUCUAAUCAUUCACAAAAGAUUGGUGGUCGGUCAGGUUUUGCACCUGUUUCCAUUGUUUCCUACGAGUUAAGCCACCCAAUUACCUACUCCUUCCGUUCAUUUUCAAUAAAUCUAGGUUUCUUUU